Diatraea saccharalis (sugarcane borer) is the source of this 1789-nucleotide messenger RNA. NCBI's taxonomy places the organism in Eukaryota, Metazoa, Arthropoda, Insecta, Lepidoptera, Crambidae. The record is from the annotation of a GenBank genome assembly.
AGUGUCUCACCAGACAUCGGCGCGUACGCAUGUUCUAUUUUUAAACAUUUAAUAUGGCGGUUUUGAAGUUGUUUUCGUUUUUGUUUCUCGUGGCUGUCGCGAGCGGGCAGGGUUCUAAUCCUUUAGUGAGAGUGAGCCAAGGACUGGUGCGGGGUACUUGGAAGAUAUCAACAAACGGACGAAGUUACGCAAGUUUUCAAGGAAUACCAUACGCAAGACCGCCGGUCGGCAAAUAUAGAUUUAGGGAACCUCAACAACAUAAACCAUGGACUGGCACAUGGGACGCCACACGGCCGCUCAGCGACUGCUUGCAAUAUGAGCCAUUCAUCGGAAAAAUUGUCGGAAGCGAGAACUGCCUGUUCGUAAACGUACACACACCGAACCCAAAUGCCGGCUCGUCGAUGCCGGUCCUGGUGUUCAUUCAUGGAGGUGCCUUCAUGUACGGUUCAGGGUCUCUGUACGAAGCUAACCAUCUGAUGGAUAAGGACAUGGUUGUCGUCACCUUCAACUACAGGCUGGGACCUUUAGGCUUUCUCAGCACUGGUGACGAAGCGGCGCCAGGUAACGCUGGCCUGAAAGACCAGGCGUUUGCCCUACGCUGGGUGCAAAACAACAUCAUGAUGUUCGGCGGGAAUCCCGACAGCGUCACGCUGACCGGCUGCUCCGCUGGUGGUGCCAGUGUACAUUAUCAUUACCUAUCACCGCUUUCUAAAGGUUUAUUCUCUAAGGGUAUAGCAUUCAGCGGAUCCGCGUUCUCUUCAUGGACCCACGCCGUGAAACCGGUACAGAAAGCUAAGACUCUGUCAUCCAUCGUCGGUUGCCCGAUCACCACCACUAGGGAGAUGAUAGACUGCCUCAAGUACAGGCCCGCUGAAGUCAUUAUAAACGCUAUGGUUGAGAUGUUUGAUUGGAAGGUGCAUAUGUUCACUAUGUUCACGCCGACUGCAGAAGCGCCAGGGACCAGGGAGCCCUUCCUGACUCAAUACCCUUACCACGCAGCCAAGGCUGGAGCAAUGCAACGUGUACCACUCAUAGCCUCAGUUACAUCCGAAGAGGGAUUGUAUCCCGCCGCUAUAUAUAUGAGAGAAUCUUCAUACCUGGCCGAGCUGGACUCUCGCUGGGCGCAACUGGCUAGUAAUAUCUUUGAAUUCAAUGACACCCUACCCCUGGAUCAGCACAUUGCUGUAGCCGCCAAGAUCAAGCAACAGUACCUCGGAGGGAAGCCAGUUAGCAAGGAAACAUUUCCGCAACUUAUUCAGGCUUUAAGUGACCGUCUGUUCAACGUGGACGUUGGUAAACUGGCUGAGAUUCACGCACAGCGGUCGGGGCAGCCGGUCUACGUGUACCGGUUCGCACACAGGGGAUCCACAAGCCUCUCUCUACUUAUGGCAAACAACAAGGAAAACUACGGAGUCAGCCAUGCUGAUGAUGUCUUGCAAAUAUUUAAGUUUCCCGGCUUAGUUUUCGAUACUACUGAAGAUAAAAAGAUGGUGAAUCUUCUUAUCGACAUGGUGUACACCUACGCUACUACUGGAGUGCCAAAGUUCAGCAACGCUGCGUGGCUACAGGUGAGCCCAGGGUCACCGGAACUAAACUAUUUGGAGAUAUCCUCGCCAACAAAAGCCGAAAUGAAGUCCAGCAGCGAUUUCGGCCACAAAUCAUUCUGGGACAGCUUGGGUUUCAUCGAGAAAGAGAACUACCAGCCGUACAUUAAAGAUGAACUGUAAACCAUAGCCAUGGAUUGCCGAUAAUAAAGAUUAAAUAGGUCAAUAAAAAUGUGCUCAAUUAU